CUGAGCGGAAAUGACGUACAUAGCCAGAAGCGUGACGAGGGCUCGCUUAAAAAUACAACAAGGAAGUGGACAAUUACUGACAACGGUGAAAUAAUAUUCGUACAGUAAAUGUUUAAUAGCUAAACGGUGACUAAAUAUCGAGUGAGUACCGGGAGGGUAUAGUCGUGUCGGACUUACCCGUUAGCCCGUUGGUAUCUGUGUGCAUAAGAGCUCGAGUCCAGCGAUGAACACGGACGUUGAAUUUCACAUCAGGCAGAAUUACCCGUGGAACAAACUGCCAGCUAAUGUCAGACAGAGUCUUGGAAAUUCGCAGCGCGAGUAUGACAAACAAGUCCUUCUGUACAGUAUCCGAAACCAGCUACGUUUUCGCAAUAACCUAGUCAGGCAUGUGAAAAAAGACGAACGCAAGUAUUAUGAAGAGCUGUUGAAGUACAGCCGCGAGCAUUUGAUGCUCUACCCCUACCACCUGUCUGACAUCAUGGUCAAGGGUCUGCGGGUUACCCCCUUCUCCUACUACAUCAGCAUCAUGGAGGACAUCAUGAACUGUGAGAAGAGUUAUGAUUCGCUACCCAACUUCACUGCUGCUGACUGUCUGAGGCUUCUUGGUAUUGGCAGAAACCAGUACAUUGACCUGAUGAACCAGUGCAGGUCUUCCAAAAAAUUCUUCCGGAGGAAAACGGCUCGGGAUCUCCUGCCUGGAAAACCUGUGGAGAUCACGGUGGAACCGUGGUGGGUGGUGCAGACCGGAUACAUCACCGAGGAUGACAUUAGGAUCUGCUCUGCGGCAGAGAAGACCGCCAUUGAUAAGAUGAUAGAUUCUGGACCCCAGCUGGCCGGAUCAAUGGAGUACAACGUGGUUCUGAGUUUAUACAACCGCGGCUAUAUAUAUCUCGAUGUUCCCAUAUCAGAUGACAGCUGUAUAUCAGUACCUCCGCUCGAAGGGUUUGUCAUGAACCGAGUCCAGGGUGACUAUUUCGAAACGCUUCUCUACAAAAUCUUCGUUUCCAUCGAUGAGCAGACUAACGUGUCCGAGCUGGCUAAUGUACUGGAGAUUGACUUGGGUCUGGUGAAGAAUGCCGUGUCCAUGUAUUGUCGCCUGGGGUUCGCUAUCAAAAAGGGUCAGGUGAUCAGCCCAGAUCAGCUUCACCUCUCAUGGAAGAGCGCCCCUUCGGUCAAUAAACUCAAGAGCACUAUGGACCCCCAGAAGAUGCUGCUCUCAUGGGAAGGUGGCAGUCCAGUGAUGGAGGCGGGUUCCUCAGCCACUGAUACUGACACCACCAGCCUGGAGGACCAGGAUACGGCUAGCGUGAGCAGUCUAAGUAUUCCUGCGGCCCCAACUAAGAGGAUUGCCUUUUUGUUCGACUCCACCCUCACCGCCUUCCUAAUGAUGGGCAAUCUCUCCCCCAACCUAAAGAGCCACGCUGUCACGAUGUUCGAGGUGGGGAAGUUGUCUGAUGAGACCCUGGACAGUUUUCUCAUGGAACUGGAGAAGGUGGAGAGCACCGCUGAAGGAGAGGCUCAGAGAUAUUUUGACCACGCGCUGACCCUCAGGAACACCAUACUCUUUUUGCGCUACAACAAAGAUCUCACCCCGGAUCAGGGCCCCGACUUACCAAAUAUAGGCCUGCCUCUGGACCUUCUCCGCUGUGAGAGCCUGCUGGGAUUGGAUCCUGCCACCUGCAGCCGUGUGUUAAACAAGAACUACAAACUGCUAGUUUCCAUGGCGCCGCUGAGCAACGAGAUCCGACCAAUCAGCAGCUGCACGCCUCAGCACAUUGGCCCAGCCAUUCCUGAGGUUAGCUCCAUCUGGUUUAAACUCUACCUGUACCACAUCACUGGUCAAGGCCCUCCAUCACUGCUCCUAUCCAAGGGCUCUAGGCUUCGAAAGCUACCUGAUAUAUUCCAGGUUUAUGACCGGUUGCUUAUUACAUCAUGGGGUCAUGACCCUGGGGUUGUCUCGACGUCUAAUGUGCUAACAAUGCUGAAUGAUGCCCUCACCCACUCUGCUGUGCUCAUUCAGGGUCAUGGAAUGCACGGGCAUGGUGAGACUGUCCAUGUGCCCUUCCCAUUUGAUGAGGAAGAUCAUAAAGCAGACUUCUCAUAUUCCAACAUGUGUGGGCACAAAGCCCUUAAGAUUCUUCGGGAAAAGGUGGAUCUGGAGCACCAGUGUGGCUACAUCACCAUGCUGAACCCCAACAACAGACAUCGCAGGCGACCCAGCGACGCCGACGGAGACCCUGAGCUUAGUGGAGUGCUUGAUGCCAAUGGAAGCAAUGAAUCUUUCGAGCUGGUCACAGAGGAGAAUAAUGGAGACGGCAGCAAGAAACAGGGAACAGAAGGAUCCUCCAGUGAGGAUGAAUGGGUUCCUCUGGAGCUCUGCUUCGGGAUGCCCCUCUUCAGCUCUGAGCUAAACCGCAAAGUGUGUGAGAGGAUUGUCUCCCACAAACUGUGCGGCACAAACAGUCUUCAAGAGUUACUACAUUCCAGUCGAAAACUAUCAUUGAAGGUUCUCAGUUUUGUUCAAUCAUUCCAGGAUGGCAAGCAGCCUGCAGACCCUGACAGUGGGGUUUCGGGUCCCCUGUGUCAGCCCCCAGCAGAGUCUGGCGUUCCCCUCCCCGCAGUCAACCUGUUCUUUAAGGACGGCGAGCUGAAAGAGUGGAGUGGGAAAGCCCCGACCUCUCUACAGAUUUCUACUUCACAGAAAGAUCAACCCACAUAAAACAACAACCCCAUUCAGUUCCACACAGCACCCACAUUCGACCACUUAUUUCAUGAGUAACCACAUUACCCCACGACCCUGGAUCACACGAAGCCAUCAAGUCUGGAUGCGAGCGUCUAGAGGUCAAGAGUAAAACUACAGAGUUUAAUCACAUCUAAUCUUCCACAUUUCUGUUUGUCAGAUACUGUAUUACAAAAUAGAAAAUCUAUUUACAAAAAAAAAUCCUUUUAAUGUGUAUAUAGACUUUGCUUGAAAAGCAUAGGACCAAUCCAGUGGUUGGAUGAAGUCACCCAGGUCUUCUGUAUAUGAACCCCAGCCUAAUUGUAUUGUCAUGUUUUGUGACCUGAUGCAUGAUAUCAUUGCACAAAAUCUUAGAACUACUUGACUGAAUCAGCAGGGUUUGAAAACAUGAAAAUGAGGUUUACGUUUGCACAAAGCCUGUGGAUGAUAUUCUGCUUUAUUAUUUUACUUAUUUCAAAGUAUCUUGCAUUUAGGGGGUCGUAUUCCAGUUAAAAACCUGUCCGUCUCAUUUCUGCUUCGCAGAGGAGCGUUUCUGCUUCACUGAGACCAAAGACCAAUUUUUUAUGUUGAUUUUUUAUUUUCUACCACCUUAUUUGCUUUGUGCCCAACAGACUGCUGUAUCACCAAAUGCACGCUGAUAUACUUGGCCAGUUUAAAGACUUCCUGUUUAGACUAACAGCAGUUAUACUGACACUUUUUGCAAUGCUUCUGCUUUAGUCCAGAGGGAGCCACACACAGUAGCAAGUAGUGACAACAAAAUCAUCCAUAAUCCAUCAGUACCUAGAUGUGUUAAAUGUCAGUAUAAGUUUAAAGUUUAUUGUGAAAUUAUGCAUUUUAAAGGUAUCCCUCGGUGGCCUGAAUCUUUUCCUCUUGCCUUUACUGAGGUUGCUGGCAGUGUUUCCCCAAUCGAACCGUAUAGUGGUGUUUCAUAAUGAUGAUGAUGAUGAAGACAGAUUAGGCAUUGGUGCUGCAUGAGUGUGUAGAGUUGUUGUGUGUAUUGUGUGCAGUUCUCUCCUCACUUCUUCUUUUCUCCACGCCAUUCCUUUCUGCAUCUAUACAAUCCAGAAGACACCAGCCCCAUGCCUGACCUUAUUACAGUGUUAGGAAAGAAAACCCAAUAGUUUUAUAAAGUCACCCUGCAUUUUAGGAACUCUUAUGUUGUUGUGCGUACUUGAUGGGACUGUGUAAAUGCUCUUGUAAUUAAAUGGGUACCGAAAUUACAUUUCCUCUGUCAUGCCAUUGACAUUCACCAAAAUAUAUGUUAUAACAAAUGAAUAUGUAAAAAAUAUAAGAAAGUACUAAUAAAUAUGUUACAAAACACA
Messenger RNA from Misgurnus anguillicaudatus (oriental weatherfish), 4062 nucleotides. The record is from RefSeq and is a predicted model, not a curated record. NCBI's taxonomy places the organism in Eukaryota, Metazoa, Chordata, Actinopteri, Cypriniformes, Cobitidae.